This is a messenger RNA of Equus quagga, 6753 nucleotides long. RefSeq names its product WW and C2 domain containing 2 (gene WWC2). Gene Ontology annotation, biological process: regulation of hippo signaling; regulation of DNA-templated transcription; negative regulation of organ growth. The record is from RefSeq and is a predicted model, not a curated record. Gene Ontology annotation, molecular function: kinase binding; molecular adaptor activity. Gene Ontology annotation, cellular component: cytoplasm. NCBI's taxonomy places the organism in Eukaryota, Metazoa, Chordata, Mammalia, Perissodactyla, Equidae. Bases 383 to 3958 code for a protein of 1191 amino acids. The transcript is spliced from 23 exons.
GCCGCCGCUCCGCCGAGCUUCCCGGAUCCGAGCCCAGACGGCGGCGGCUCGGGCAGCCUGGGCGCCGCGACCCUCGGCGGCCACAGGGGGCCGGGGAGGAGGAGGAGGAGGAAGAGGCGGAGGCAGCGGCGGCGGCCGCGAGGAGGAGGAGGAGGAGGCUUCGCUCGCUCGCUCCGACGCAGACAUGGUGGACUGAGCCCCGGCGGGGCCGAGAGCAGGGUUUCCGGAGGCGCCCCCCGCGCGUGGCCCCGCCGCGCCCCGCGCCCCGCAGCCCCGCGCCGGCGCCCGCGUCGGGUGCGGCGGCCGGGCCGGCAGUCGCGUUCCCGCCGCGUCCCGCGCCCGGUCCCUAUGGAGGCGCCGCUCGCCGGCGAGGCCGCCGACCAUGCCUAGGAGGGCCGGGAGCGGGCAGCUACCGCUACCCCGGGGCUGGGAGGAGGCCAGGGACUACGACGGCAAGGUCUUCUACAUCGACCACAACACCAGGAGGACCAGCUGGAUCGACCCCCGGGACAGGUUGACGAAGCCCUUGUCGUUUGCUGACUGUGUUGGAGAUGAGCUGCCGUGGGGCUGGGAGGCAGGGUUUGACCCUCAGAUUGGCGUCUACUACAUCGAUCACAUCAACAAAACCACACAGAUUGAAGAUCCAAGAAAACAAUGGAGGGGGGAACAGGAGAAAAUGCUCAAGGACUAUCUCUCCGUGGCCCAGGAUGCCCUCAGGACACAGAAGGAGCUGUACCACGUGAAGGAGCAGAGGCUGGCUUUGGCCCUAGAUGAAUAUGUACGGUUAAAUGAUGCCUAUAAGGAGAAGUCAAGUUCUCGCACAAGCUUAUUCUCAGGAUCUUCAUCCAGUACUAAAUAUGAUCCCGAUAUUUUAAAAGCUGAGAUCUCCACCACACGAUUAAGGGUUAAAAAGCUGAAGAGAGAGCUCUCACAGAUGAAGCAAGAAUUGCUCUAUAAAGAACAAGGCUUUGAAACAUUGCAACAAAUUGAUAAAAAAAUGUCUGGAGGCCAGAGCGGCUAUGAGCUCAGUGAAGCCAAAGCCAUUCUAACUGAGCUGAAAUCUAUCAGAAAGGCCAUCAGCUCCGGAGAGAAAGAGAAACAAGAUCUGAUGCACAGUCUUGCUAAGCUGCAGGAGCGGUUUCAUUUGGAUCAGAGCAUUGGCAGAUCUGAGCCCGACCUGAGAUCCAGUCCUGUGAACUCUCAUUUAUCUCUUUCCAGACAGACCCUUGAUGCCGGGUCACAAACAAGCAUUUCGGGAGAUGUCGGAAUGAGAAGCAGAUCAAAUUUAGCUGAAAAGGUCAGGCUGAGCCUACAGUAUGAAGAAGCCAAAAGAAGUAUGGCCAACUUAAAAAUUGAAUUGUCGAAGUUGGACAGUGAGGCCUGGCCUGGGGCGCUGGAUGUUGAGAAGGAGAAGCUGAUGCUGAUUAAUGAGAAGGAGGAGCUUUUGAAGGAGCUUCAGUUCGUCACUCCACAGAAACGCACUCAGGAUGAACUGGAACACCUGGAAGCCGAGAGGCAGCGGCUGGAGGAGGAGCUGCUGUUGGUGAGGGGUGCGCCCAGCCGGGCUCUGGCCCAGAGAUUGAAAUUGGAAGAGCGAAGAAAAGAGCUGCUACAGAAACUUGAAGAAACUACUAAAUUAACUACGUAUUUGCAUUCACAACUUAAAAGCCUCUCCGCCAGCACCCUGUCCAUGUCCUCUGGGAGCAGCCUGGGUUCCCUGGCCUCCAGUCGAGGGUCUCUGAACACCUCCAGCAGAGGGUCGCUCAAUUCCCUCAGUUCCAAUGAGCUCUAUUACACGAGUCAGGGUGACCAGAUAGAUGCGGAUUAUCAGUAUAAACUGGACUUCCUUCUGCAGGAGAAGGGUGGUUACAUUCCUUCCGGACCCAUCACCACCAUCCAUGAAAACGAAGUGGUCAAGUCUCCUAGCCAGCCUGGCCAGGGUGGUCCCUGUGGGGCGGCAGCUGCAGCGACAGGCCACACCCCCCCACUGACUGAGGCCCCCAAGUCUGUGACGUCCCUGUCCUCAAGGUCAUCCCUUUCCUCCUUGUCCCCUCCUGGCUCUCCCUUGGUUUUGGAAGGCACAUUCCCCAUGUCGUCUCCUGACGCCCCCCUCCAUCAGUUCACUGCUGACUUCGAAGACUGUGAGUUGAGUAGCCAUUUUGCAGACAUUGGCCUUGGUGAGAAUCAGGUAUUGUUGGAUUCUGAUUCAGGCGGAGCUUCCCAGUCUCUCUUGGAAGACAAAGACCUCAGUGAAUGUGCGAGGGAGCCAUUGUAUGAAGGACCCGCAGAUGUGGAAAAAUCGUUACCAAAAAGAAGAGUAAUCCACCUGCUUGGGGAGAAAACCGCUUGUGUGUCGGCUGCUGUGUCUGAUGAGUCUGUGGCUGGAGACAGCGGGGUCUACGAAGCUUUCGUGAAACAGCCUAGUGAGGUCGAAGAUGUUACGUACAGCGAAGAGGACGUUGCCAUUGUGGAGACUGCCCAGGUGCAGAUCGGACUCAGAUAUGAUGCGAAAAGGUCAAGUUUCAUGGUGAUUAUAGCACAACUCCGAAAUCUUCAUGCCUUCUUGAUACCUCAUACUUCAAAAGUCUAUUUUAGGGUUGCUCUACUUCCCUCCUCAACUGAUGUCAGCUGUCUAUUUCGAACAAAAGUCCACCCAGCCACGGAAUCCAUCUUAUUCAACGAUAUGUUCAGAGUGGCCAUUUCCCAAGCUGCCUUGCAGCAGAAGACGCUGCGAGUGGACCUGUGCUCUGUCAGCAGGCACCGGAGGGAGGAGCGCCUGGCUGGAACUCAGAUCAGCCUGGCAGAUUUACCAUUUUCCAAUGAGAUUUUCACUCUGUGGUAUAACUUGCUUCCUUCUAAGCAAAUGCCUUGCAAAAAGAAUGAAGAAGAAAAUGAGGAUUCUGUAUUUCAACCAAGCCAGCCAUUAGUAGAUUCUAUAGACUUGGAUGCAGUGUCAGCCUUACUUGCAAGAACGUCAGCCGAGCUGUUGGCUGUGGAACAAGAAUUAGCGCAAGAAGAAGAACCUGGGCAGGACGAGGAGCAGAGGGGUCCCGAUGGAGAUUGGUUAGCAAUGCUCAGAGAGGCCUCAGAUGAAAUUGGGGCUGAAGAAGAGGCUGAAGUCAAAUUGCCGGAGGGCAGUAGCUGUGCAGAGGACUCGCGUUCAUGCCCGAGUGUACCUGAGAUGAAUGAAGACAUGAGCAGGGACGAGAACAGCUGUGCCAAAGACCUUGGAAGCCAGCCCCCCACGGGAACCCCCACCCUGGUUGAUAAAGAGACGAAUACCGACGAGGCAGGGAAUGCCAGCAUGACAGUGCGCCCCAAGGACCGCGGCGGCCUGAGCGCUCGACAGCGCCCCUUCGUGAGGAGCAGCGUGAUCGUGCGCUCGCAGACCUUCUCCCCCGGAGAGCGCAGCCAGUACAUCUGCAGGUUAAAUCGAAGUGACAGUGACAGUUCAACCCUGGCUAAAAAAUCACUGUUUGUGAGAAACUCUACUGAACGGCGCAGUUUGCGGGUCAAAAGGGCGGUUUGCCAACCAGUCCUUCGGAGAACAGCCCAAGAAUGCCCAGUCCGUACAUCUCUAGACUUAGAACUGGAUCUUCAGGCAUCUCUAACCCGGCAGAGUCGCCUCAAUGAUGAGCUGCAGGCCCUGAGGGGCUUGAGGCAGAAGCUGGAGGAGCUGAAAGCUCAGGGAGAGACUGACCUUCCACCGGGUGUGCUGGAAGAUGAGAGGUUCCAGAAGCUCCUGAAGGAAGCUGAGAAGCAGGCUGAGCAGUCAAAAGAAGAGCAGAAGCACGGUUUGAACACGGAGAAACUGAUGAGGCAAGUCUCCAAGGACGUGUGCCGCCUCCGGGAACAGAGCCGGAAGGUGCCUCGGCAAGUGCAGUCCUUCAGGGAGAAGAUUGCCUACUUCACCAGGGCCAAGAUCAGCAUCCCGUCCCUGCCGGCUGAUGACGUAUGAUUACAUUUACAUUGCUGAAGAAAUUAUUUUUUCACUCGUUCAUUUCUUAGGGAGGGCGAAAGACUGAACAUUUGUUUUGUUUUUAGGGGUUUUGGUGGUUUUUUUUUUUUGUAAUAUACAUGUCAACUCUUAAAGAGCUUUUCUUUUCACAUCAGAUUUUCAACAUGUCAAUUUGUAAAGCACCUUGAAUGUAAUUCUUAUAUGUUUAAAAAAGACAAAAAAAAUCAGAUAACCAAAAUGGGGUAAUCUUGUACGCAAGUGUUGUACAGUAUGUGUGUAUGGCCAGUGGGCUUUAUUUAGUGAAGAUGGACUAGAGGCGGUCCCCAGUGUGUAUCCCAUGGAACCGAGUGUUGAGAGCAAGCUCGAUUUAGCGGGAGGUGGUGCUCGCUUUUCCUGUGUGUUCUCAUGAGCACACUGUGCAGAUGGCAGUGGCGCCCUGUGCUGUUUUGUGCUCGAGAGCAGCUCGUGCAGUGUGAAGUUCAACAUGAAGCAUGAGCUUCAGUACAGAGCUCCCGGCCCACCUGAAACAGGUGCGGCGCUCAUUUCUGUCACCCGUGUGGGAACGCUUUGCUUCCGUCAAACAGUUUCCUUUUUGUCCUUUUCUAUUUGUCUAAAGAAAACAGAAACAAAAUGCUGAGCGCAAGAAUAUAAGAAUGCGAAGGAGCAAUACUCCUGGCCUCACUGAAGUUCUUGUCAUUUAUGACACUGAGGGGAGGGAGAUGCGAGGAGAAAGCCAGUUACCCUGAAAUACACUAAAACACUCAUCAGAUGAGCAGCUGCUGCUUCUAACUCAGCCUGACUUUGCACAAGCGUUCACAUGUGAGUUUCUGGGUGGCACCAAUACCGUUUCGUCCUAGGUGUGAGGAUGGUGCCAACUAGAAGAAUGUGGUGGCUGCCUCUGAGGACAAACUCCUGGAGAUGCAGAGGGAUUUGCAUCAGCACUUAUUUGGUGAAACCAGGAACAAAGGAAAGGCUAUCUUGAUUGAAUCAAAGUUGCCAAAAAUUUAAAAAGAUACUUUAUUAAACAGAUUUCUGACAUUUACUGGAAAUUACUUUGCAGCUCUCAUGUUUGGGGGAUCCCAGCUAUAAUUUAUGGUAAGGAAUUGGGAGGCAAAGAAAGGAGUAUGCCUGGGGAGAUUAUUAAUUUCAAGUAUAGGCUAAGUCAUUGGUUUAAAAAACACCAUUCUAGAUGAACAAGUUUAGAGACAUAAACAGACUCAAGUGUCCUCCAGUAGAAUUUUAGCUUACCCGGCCCAGGCACUUCUUAAAGAAACAGGUCCCAAGUGUAGCUCUGCCAGCAUAAAGGCUUCUAAAAUAAGAAGUACUUAUGCGAUUUAAAUCAUGCUUAUUACUCAGUCUGUUUUACUGAAAGAGGCCGUUUUUGUUUGGCCAUCUUAUAUAGCAAACUAAAUCUUUUUUUUUAGAAAUGCAAAUAUCAUCUUAAAGGAAGUGGCCCCUUAAAAACACACACACACACACACACACACACACACACACACACCCAUGAGUUCUAAGACUAAGCUAGAACCGUCAUUAGCAAGAAUUUUUAUUUUCUUCCAAGUAAUUAUAUUUUGGAAAGUUCCUUUUAUCAGAAUCAAAAUUCAAAUUAAGCAAUUUCUGAGCCUAGAACCUUAAUUAUUUUUUCCUAAGUGUCCCACCACUUAUAUACCAAUGUCUUUGAAGCUGUAACUGGACGUGACACUAUGAACAAACCCAGCCUCAUGAAGUGACUGAGCGCAGUGCUUCAGGACGGCCCAGUUCAUUCUAUCAGAGGACUAAGGCAAACUAGAGGAAGAGUACCAUUCAUCCUGGUCAAGGUCAAAUGUGAAAGAAGUUUAUUUAAUGUAGAGUUAAAUGAAGGUCAGCUGUUUUCAGCUUCUUAGUUUGACCAUGAAAAUGUUUAUAGAAUUAUGUGUAGUUGUACCGUACGAUUUUAUUUUCUUCAUUUAUUUAUUUACGGUCUUAUUUAUGUUCUGUUUAAUAUAUAGUUCGGUUCUGGCCAUUUUAAAUGUUUGACAUAGAAGAGGCUAUAUUGGAAUAUUUACAGCUUUAUAAAUCUUCAUCAGAUUAGCUGUUAACUUUUUGUAAUACAAAAAGUUUCAGACAAGUAUAAAAGAAUAAAAUCUGUCUCAGGCUGGUAGUCAACAGUUGUGACCAAGAUGCUUUUGGUUUUAUUUUAUAAAAUUUGCUCAUUUCUAACAUGAGAGUCAAACAUAUUUUAAUGUAAUCCUUUUCCACACUUUAAAAAUCAGCAAUAGUGUUAUGUAUUUAUAGGCAGCUUUUAACAAUCCUGUCAUAUUUGUACUAACCCAAAUGAUUCACAGUGACAAAACAUUUUAAUAACUUGAUCACAAAACCAUAUGGACAAUACAAAUUUUAAUAUUAUAAAUACUAUUUUUUAAAGGUAGAAUUUAUUCUGCACAGGGUAAAAAGAAUGUAAUAUUUAGUUCUCAAGUUUGAGUUAUCAGUAUGUUAUUACAAUUUUGUAUAUCAGAAUCUAAGUGUUACAGGUACAAAAAGAAUAUUGCUAGCCAAAAGAACAACAUUUAGCUGAAUCUCUGUAGCAUGCAAAUCAAAUAAAUUUAAAAUUUUUUUUUGCUAUUACUUUAUCUAUAUUGUAUUAAAUAUCAAAAGCUCAGGACUGAACUAAAUAUUUAAUCAGGUUAAAUUCUGAAUAUGUUUCUGUUUUAAUUUGUCUUGUUUGUAAAAGUAUGCAAAUACAUCACAUAGAUUAACUUUGGUUUCUGCACUUUUCAUGUGUUUGUGGGUGGAAAAAUAUUCAGUGGGUUUUUUUU